AUGUCCCUACGCGCGCCGUCAAAGUCCGACUCUCAGCCUACCGUUGAGCCCCCUCAGGAGCCUCAAGUUGCGCCGUCGGUGGAGGCCGAAGGCGCUAGGAGGCGACGCACAAAUGGCGGCUCGUCAACCCCCACGCUCGGCGCCCGCGCGGAGGAGGAAAAGGACGGGUAUCAACAACAACCAGGCAACAAGGGCAACAAGCGGCCGCGCUCUCCGUCGUCGUCGCUCUCCGGAAAAGAGAGCAGCCUCACUCCGCUCACGUCGCCCGCCGAAGUACGCCCUAAACCUAUCUUUCCUGCUCCAUCCAACAUCGCCCCGCGCCUUGCGCGACAGUUCAUGCGCGUCCAAGCAAAAGCGCACACCCCCGACCCCGCGCCUUCCAAACCCAAGAACGUGAGCCUCACGGAAUCCAUCGACAGCUACUUCGCGCCGCUGGACUCUACGGACGAGGAAAGCGAGGAUGAUAGAGGCAUCGGGAAGCUGGUCUGGGUGUGCCUUGACAUGGAGAGCCGUCUGGCGGAUGAAGGGAAGGGAAGCAACGAGGACCUCGUGUGGUGGCCGGCCAAGAUAGACUUGCCGCAACCAGCCAUGCGCGUCGUGCUGUUUGGAAAUCCGCCGGGACAUAUGGGUGCAUCAGGGGAGCGACGGUUGAACGUCCCCAGCCCUUCUGUGUCCAACGUACGCCCUAUGGCACUUGACGGUCGCAUCCGCUUCAACACGAACAAUUACAGGACCGUGCGUAGCGAUCCCUCCCAAGCGUCUCCACGAAAGAAGCGUAAACUGGACAUGGAAGAGUCGUGGCGAGAAGCCCGUGACCGAAUGGUUCAAGAGUACGAACGUCAGGAGAAUGGCGGAGAUCCUCACUCUUAUUACGCCGAAUCGUCCUCAUCCGGUAGCAAGGGGAAGGAGUCUACGGAGCUGGAAGAGGUUGAACAAGCCUUGUUUGACUUUGGAUCUAUCCCCGAGCGCCGCUGGCGAGCACCAUCCGCAGACCCGUUGCUGGAACUACCUGGGGAGCUUGUACUGGCGAAGGAGGGCAAGAAGCGAACGCAGUACUGGCCGGCUAAGCUCCUUGAGUACAUGAAACCCAAGAAACCGAACCAGAGGCCAAAGUACAAAGUGUUGUUUUUCGAUGGGAGCAUCAAGACGAUCGAAGCGGACUGGUUCUAUACGACUACUGACGAUGAAUUUUCGACCGUAUUUAUUGGCGACACGACGGGAAACUACGGCUUGGACCCGGAUAAAGACGAGUUGGAGGAACUGGAAGGCAUGGAGAACUUCAGCGCCCCUUUCAGGCCGGACGAUGAACGGAGCUUGCGUGCAUCUAGUCCUGUACCUCUGCUCCCCGCGCCUCGACCAGAAGAGUUCCAGUAUGAGCUCGAGAUUCACGAGGAGUUCGAAUACGUCAAGCCAAUUCUAGCCGGCAUCAUGGACCGCAAGUACGGACCCGCCCUACGACGCUCUGACGACUUCAUGAGAGGGAGUGGGGCCCGGCAACGGGUGCUCGAUCAGGUUCCUCUCCGUGGAAGUCUGGGGGCGCGGGACAAAGAAGAGCUCGCUUAUCACAUACGUUCGUGGGCACGAAGACGAGAGUGGCGUCAGGCAUUCGGACUGCCGGUGGACUAUCCCCAGUCGCUGUUGUACCUGCCGAACAAGCCGACCACUGGACGCGGUUCUGGACGCGGAAAGAAGAGGAUACCGCGCGCGCAGGACUCGGACACGAGCGUACUCAGCCAAACAUCAGAGCUCUCAGCAGGGGACGGCGAGGCAAUGUCUGACGUUGACGCACCGCCGCCGUCUACGAUUCUCACAGAGAUUGAGAGCGAUGAAGAGCAGCAUCCAUCGCCAAAGUUGGACACCUCGCACCAGAGAAUGGCUUCGCAGAACACUGCGAAUGGAAAUCUCACGGCGGCGGAGGGAGAACCGUCGGAGGCUGCCAUACAACCUGAGAAGCUGACGGCCGAGACCGGUACCAACGGUCAAGCCACAGAAGGGAUUCCCGAACGGGCGCCACCGAAGAUGACUUUCAGCGACCUCGACCCGGUCGAAAAGAUAACGUAUUGCAACAACAUUCUGUUGCAAGAAGCAAUCUUGCAGAUACUUCUUUGGCGCACGGGGCAACGCACUGUCAUGGGACUGCUCUCCCCUGAAGAGGAACAGCGGCUCCAUGCCGUGGCGAUGGAAGAGAGCCUGAAGUCGAACUGGGUGCACGAUGUCAUUCGUCUGCGUCAGGCGAAGGAGAAGACAAUGCUCCCGUCCGGAAAGUCAACUGCAAAGGGGAAGGCGAGGGCGAAGGGAGGUGAUGCCGGCACGCGGGGACGCACGCGGCGGCGGGUCUGA
Messenger RNA from Epithele typhae, 2340 nucleotides. RefSeq lists its product as uncharacterized. The coding region runs from base 1 to 2340 and encodes 779 amino acids. The record is from RefSeq and is a predicted model, not a curated record. The transcript has 10 exons. Lineage: Eukaryota; Fungi; Basidiomycota; Agaricomycetes; Polyporales; Epitheliaceae.